GAGCUUCCCGAAUUUACAGUUUUUAAGCAUAGCUUAUUGCAGAAAAUUCACAGACAAAGGGUUACAUUACCUCGGCAAUGGAAGAGGAUGUCACAAGCUCAUCUACUUGGAUAUUUCAGGCUGCCUCCAGAUUACAGUGGAAGGCUUCAGGAAUAUUGGUAAUAGUUGCAGUGGUAUCCAGUACCUGACAGUUAAUGAAAUGCCCACUCUUACUGACAGAUGUAUUCAGGCGUUGGUUCAAAAGUGCAAAAAAAUUGUGUCUAUUGAAUUCAACGAAUCCCUACAUGUUUCUGACACAGGUCUCAGUGCACUCGAUGCGUGUGAACUUGUUAAAAUGAAGAUAAAAGGGAGUAAUCGGGUGACUGAUCUAAGUUUCAAAGUCAUGAGCAAAUUCUGGCCUGGAAUGAAACAUAUUUAUGUAGCUGAUUGCCAGAAAAUAACAGAUGUAGCUCUCAAGCUCAUCAGACCGCUGGACCAUAUUGUUAUACUCAAUUUGUCAGGCUGCAUAAGAAUCAGUGAUUCAGGAAUAAAAUCAUUUGUCGACGGUCCUUCAGGCCCAAGAUUAAAAGAACUCAUUUUGGCUAAUUGCUGCUAUAUCUCUGACAGUGCCCUCCUAAAAGUAGCUGAAAGGUGCCUACAUCUAAUUUAUUUGAAUUUGUUUAAUUGCCAAGCUGUGAAUGAUGCCGGGAUUCAGUCUUUGACAAUGAUACCUUCAUUAGCCUAUAUCAAUAUUUCACGGAUAGGUAUCACAGAUCAGGCUUUGGAGAGCCUUGGCAAGUACUGGAAAAUUAAGGAGAUUAUUCUGUCAGAAUGUAAGAUGAUUUCCGAUGCAGGAAUGAAGGCAUUGUGUGUUGAUUUGAAAAAACUAGACUACAUUGAUUUCUCUUAUUGCCGGCACUUAUCAAAUAUUACAUUAAAAUAUUUGUCAUUCAAUUGUCGCAGACUCACAUCUCUCAUUGUGGCUGGUUGUCCCAAGAUCAAUGAUACAGGAAUUCAGUUUAUAGCUGCAGGCUGCAGUUUCCUUCAUUAUUUGGAUAUUUCAGGUUGCAAAAAUAUUACUGAUAAGGCACUAAAAUACCUGGGGAAAGGUUGUCUACAACUCCGAAUACUUAAGAUGUUGUACUGCACAAAUAUUACCCGAUCAGCAGUUUUAAGUUAUGCACCAAAGCUCCAGAAAUAUGAAUAUAAUGAUGACGACCCUCCUCUAUGGUUUCAUUAUGCCAGUGGUGAAGAAAUAGUCAUUCCAAAGAAACAGAAAAAAGGCCGGCAUAGUAGCCUGGGGCAGCGACUCAGCCUGUCGGGGUCUCCAGGAGAAAAAGGGUCAGAACAAAGCAAGUUUCCUUUGAUUGAAACCAUAACAGAACAAGCUGUGGAAGAAAGUGUGAUCUCCCCAGGAAGUCUUGCAGAAGAGCCCCCAAAGGUGUCAGCUGUUUAAAAUGCCUAAAAGCCGACAAUCCUUUUUGUUAGUGAAAAAAUGCACUUUUUAAAAAGGAAACGCUUUUAAUUUGAUAGUAACAAUGUCCCUGUCAAACAAUGUUACCUUUUUUCUUAAAAACUG
Python bivittatus (Burmese python) is the source of this 1558-nucleotide messenger RNA. NCBI's taxonomy places the organism in Eukaryota, Metazoa, Chordata, Lepidosauria, Squamata, Pythonidae. The record is from RefSeq and is a predicted model, not a curated record.